UGAAUUGGAACCCCAAGCCAGUUCCUGAAAAUCAAGGUUCAUGCUACAGAAUCCUGCACCGUUACUACGGAAUUGUGAGAGGUUCAGGAAUUGCCCCGUUUUUGUUCAGAAGUAAAAAUGCAAUUGCAAAAUUGUACUGGAGUUAUAGAAAUGAAAUAGUCCUUGAAGAAGUGCAGCUGGGAGGGGACGCGACAGAAUAUAGGGUGCUAGGUUUGGCCUUGAAACUACAAGCCGGUGCAGAGAAGGGCGCGGGUCCUCACUAGGUAGUGACGUUCCGGAGGCUGUGGAGGGUGGUGAGGGCAAGAGCCACCUGCGCAUCGAAUUCUGUCUCGGCAGCGCUGGGGCGGCGGGCAGGUUUCCUAACAUCUGCGCGGCGCACUGUGGCUGCGGUACAGGCGGGUGGAAGUAGCUGACGGCGUGUGCUAGGGCAGGGCGUUGCGUGAGCGUCGGUGCCCAGAAGCUAGGGACCUAGAGCUACCUAUUCUGUAAGGAAUGCCUUCGUUUGCUAGCCUUCAAACCCGCGAGAACGAUCUUAGAGUUUGUUAAAUCCGGUAACUCGGAGAAGAUCAAGACAGCGUGUGGCUUGAAGGGUUGUGAAUGGAAACUUUUGCCAUUUGCAGGACCCUUCGAUACGUUCCGGAGGAAUCCAAGGACAAGGUUAUCUCAGAUGAAGACGUCCUGGGAACGUUGCUCCAAGUUUUCCAGGCUUUGUUCUUAAAUGAUCUCAGUAAACAAUCAGAUAUCUGGACUUUACUUCCAGAACCUGUGAAGGCAAAAUAUCGAGACCUGCUGGCACUUCAGCAUCAAAGGGUGAAUCUGCUUGGAAUCAGACAUCGACAGCAAAAUGCUUUUAAACCAGAAGAAAUUCUUUAUAAGACACUGGGUUUCAGUGUUGCCCGCGCAACUAGCUCAUUGAUUUCUGCGGGAAGAGGUGUCUUUGUUACUAAGGGAUUGGUACCGAAAGGCGCAGUUGUAUCUAUGUAUCCGGGUACAAUAUAUCAGAAGUAUGAGCCGAUCUUUUUCCAGUCCAUUGGAAACCCAUUUAUUUUUAGAUGCUUGGAUGGAACACUCAUUGAUGGAAAUGACAAAGGCAUAUCAAAAGUUGUGUAUAGAUCUUGUAGUGGAAGAGAUCGGCUUGGCCCCUUAAAAAUGAAUGAUAUUACGUGGCUAACCUCAGAAACUCAGAAUCCACUGGCUAUAGGACAGUAUGUUAACAAUUGUUCAAAUGAGAGAGCAGCUAAUGUCUGUUACCAGGAAUUUGAAGUGCCUGCAGGGUUCCCUGUAGAACUGAAGCAGUAUUUUCCAAACAUUGCCUACAGCUCUGAGAAACAAAGCCCACUUCGGUGUGUUGUUCUUGUUGCACUGAGGGACAUCAAGCAAGGCGAAGAGCUCUUUUCAAACUACUACACGGUUGUCAGCUAACCUGGUGAAUUAGAAAUUAGGUCCUCUACUUAGCGUAUUUCAUUAAUCAUUCUGAGUUCCCCCUGUAGAAUAAUUUGGAGCUUAGUUGAAAUAAUAUUUUUUUUAAUAUUAUAGUUACGUUCCAAUUUCAUGGUAAAAGCGACUUGCUUCAUCAGUUUUAAAAUUUAUAAUGCAAAUGCAACAUAAUUGAUUUUCACCUACACCUAGAGAAAUGCUGAUUAAAAGUACUUGAACUAUAAUUUCAGUGUUUUAUUUUGUAUACCUGUGACUUCUAAAAGUUUAGUCCAGACCAGCAAUCUUUAUGUUGAUGUGUAUCAAUUUCUGUAAAAGUGUUUAUUUUUAUAGAAUAAAAAAACACCUAGUGUUGUCCUGAAUAAAUUCGUGUUUAUAUAUAACCUA
Messenger RNA from Octodon degus (degu), 1821 nucleotides. It is a transcript of the gene Setd9, whose product is annotated as SET domain containing 9. NCBI's taxonomy places the organism in Eukaryota, Metazoa, Chordata, Mammalia, Rodentia, Octodontidae. The record is from RefSeq and is a predicted model, not a curated record. Gene Ontology annotation, molecular function: protein binding. The coding region runs from base 598 to 1422 and encodes 274 amino acids. The transcript is spliced from 5 exons.